Oncorhynchus tshawytscha (Chinook salmon) is the source of this 1592-nucleotide messenger RNA. RefSeq names its product poly(A) binding protein, nuclear 1 (gene pabpn1). The record is from RefSeq and is a predicted model, not a curated record. The transcript is spliced from 7 exons. NCBI's taxonomy places the organism in Eukaryota, Metazoa, Chordata, Actinopteri, Salmoniformes, Salmonidae. Bases 356 to 1216 code for a protein of 286 amino acids. Gene Ontology annotation, molecular function: RNA binding.
AGUACGUAACUCCACCCCCGACUUCCAUUUCUGAACUGAGGACACAGCACUCGCGAAGAGAAUCUUUUAGGUUAUGUAUAUUUCUUAAUGUAAAUAAACUGUAACGUUAGGCUCUCCGCUAAAACUUUGAUACACACACACACACACAACUGAAGUAGCUUUUGCAAUUGUAGUUGGAACCCGUUCGGACAGUGGCUAGAGUCGAAGCUGGCCUUUUAUUUCACGUUUUAACUUUCCUAAGCGGCGGUUUCCGCCGUUUUUUUUCUUUCGCCCCACUCACUCUCCCGCUGUGUGAGUUGGGGCCUGUAACGUUGGUUUAAGCCACGAGGCGCGUCGGAUAAACCGGAAUUGGGAGAUGGCGGAGUUCGGUAACGGAAUGGACUCAGGGAUGACGGAAGAAUCCCUGCUGGACUCAGACCCAGGGCACCCAGAACUAGAAGACCCGGGUGUUGGCGACGAGGAACCUGGAUUAGAGGAGGGAGAGGCCGCGAUCGAGGACCCGGAGCUGGAGGCGAUCAAAGCUCGGGUGCGAGAGAUGGAGGAGGAAGCAGAAAAGCUGAAGGAGUUACAGAACGAGGUGGAGAAACAGAUGAAUCUUAGCCCUCCACCAGCCGGUCCUGUCAUCAUGUCCAUCGAGGAGAAAAUGGAAGCUGACGCGAGAUCUAUCUAUGUUGGAAACGUUGAUUACGGCGCCACGGCGGAGGAGCUAGAAGCCCACUUCCACGGUUGCGGCUCCGUCAACAGAGUCACCAUCCUGUGUGACAAGUUCACAGGGCAUCCCAAAGGGUUUGCCUAUAUCGAGUUUUCAGACAAGGAGUCUGUGAGGACGGCCAUGGCAUUGGACGAGUCUCUGUUCAGAGGAAGGCAGAUUAAGGUGGGUGUGAAGAGAACAAACAGGCCAGGUAUCAGCACCACAGACCGCGGGUUUCCUCGGGCACGCUUCCGCUCACGAGGAGGGAACUUUAACCCAUCGCGCGCACGUUACUACAGUGGCUACACACCGCCCAGAGGCAGAGGACGGGCCUUCAGGUUUCAGGACCAGUGGAGGCUGACAACCCCUGCUCCGGUGGCCGCGGCGCCCCCCAAUGUCUCGGCAGGGUCUCUCUCUCUCACUGCUCCUGCUAUGCACACUCACCCCAUCCUUUCUGUGUGGGGGGGAGGGGGCCAGGGCGAUCACAGGGCUACCGCAGGGGGCAUUUACUACAACAAGCGUUGAGCUGUCUUACACACACACACACACUAGGCCCACACACUUUGCAGACACUACACAACCAGCCACCACACAUAUUUAUAGAGCGAGUUAAUGUCAAGAUGGCAGCAGCUGUUUUAGUUGGGAGAGUGAGAAAGAUGGGACCAGAGAAGGGGCGGUGGGGGACCAGAGAAGGGGCGGACGGGUGGGGGACCAGGGCCCUGGCCCCGUUUCGGACAGGGGCUAAAGUAAUUAAUUAAAAAGAGUGGAGCUUUUAUUUUAAGGGGGGUGGGUUUGUGUGGAGGGGUUUGGUUUUUGGAAACAGGAGUGGGUUUAAAAAAAAAAAAGUUUAGCUUUUUUAUUUUUAACCCAUAAGUCUGUAAUUAGAAAAAAAAUAAAGACU